Pimephales promelas (fathead minnow) is the source of this 2747-nucleotide messenger RNA. Lineage: Eukaryota; Metazoa; Chordata; Actinopteri; Cypriniformes; Leuciscidae. The record is from RefSeq and is a predicted model, not a curated record.
AUGUCUGCAACUGCAGCGAGUCAGUAUGUGGAUCAGUUCAGCUGUCCAGUGUGUUUGGAUCCUCUGAAGGAGCCGGUGACGAUUCCCUGUGGACACAGUUACUGUAUGAGCUGUAUUACUGACUGCUGGUGCCAGAAGGAGCAGGGGCCGCCGUACCGCUGUCCCCAAUGCAGAGAGAGCUUCAGUCAGAGACCUCUACUGAAGAAGAACACUCUGAUAGCUGAGAUGAUGGAGACGCUGCAGAAGACGACGUCUCUACAAACGGCUGCUGUGGAGUGUGAUGUUUGCACUACAGAGAAGAACAGAGCUGUAAAGUCCUGUCUGCAGUGCUUGGCCUCCUUCUGUCAAACUCACCUGCAGUCUCACUAUCAAUCUCCUGCGUUUAUGAAGCACAAACUAGUCGAAGCUUCCAGACACAUUCAGGAGAACAUCUGUCUCAGUCAUGGGAAACUACUGGAGAUUUACUGCCGGGAUGAUCGUCAGUGUAUCUGUUGUUUGUGUACAGAUAAUCAUAUAGGACACAGUGUGGUGUCUGUGGAUUCAGAAUGGACAAGUAAAAAGAAAGAGUUAACAGAGAUAAAGGUGUCGUGUCAGAAGCUGAUCCAGAAGCGAGAGAGAGGUCAGCGGGAACUCAGUGAAGCUGUGAAGUCUUUUAAAAGUUCAGCGCUAGAGAGCAUGGAGGACAUUGAGAAGGUCUUCACUGAGCUCAUCUGCUCUCUGGAGAAGAAACGCUCUGAGAUUAAAGAGCAGAUCAGAGCUCAGGAGAAGACUGAGAUAGAUCGAGCAGAGGAACUUCACAAACAUCUGGAUCAAGAGCUGACAGAACUCAGAAAAACACAAGCAGAGAUUGACAAACUUCUGAUUAAUGAUGAUCAGGUCCAGUGUCUGAAGAGCUGUCAGUCUGUGUGUGUUUUACCCAAAUUCAAAGACGUUCCCAGCUUCACUCAACACACUCAUCUGUCUUUUAAAGACAUUUCUAUCUCAGCAUUUAAGGAGGUUUUGGAGGACGUCUGUCAACAACAAACAGCCAGAAUAUCCAGAGAAGUGUCAAAUGUUCAUGUUGCACAGACUCCAGAACCAAAGACUCCAAACACAUUUGGACAAUAUUUCUGUCAAUUACAACUGGAUCCAAACACAGCACACAAAAAAAUCAUCUUGUCAGAAGAGAACAGAAAAGCAUCACAUUCAGUUGAAGAGCAGCAGUAUCCUGAUCACCCAGAGCGAUUUGAUUGGUAUAUUUAUGUCUUGUGUCGAGAGGGUUUGUGCGGUCGCUGUUACUGGGAGGUCGAGUGCAGUGGGAACAUUUGGGCCGUAGCAGUUUGUUACAGAGGAAUUGGACGUAAAGGAAAGAGUGAAGACUGCAGACUGGGGUUUAAUAGCAAGUCCUGGAGACUGACCCACUGUGACCAGAAUUUUUAUGUAAUACAUCAUGAUAUGCAAGUCCCAAUCCCCGCUGUCUGCUCCUCUAGAAUAGGAGUGUAUCUGGAUCACAGAGCAGGAACUCUCUCCUUCUACAGCGUCUCUGACACAAUGACUCUCCUUCACAGAGUCCAGACCACUUUCACCGAACCCUUAUACCCUGCGUUUUAUUCUGGAGCAGGUUCUUCUGUCAGGAUAAUAGAGCAGAAUUAAAAAAUGUAAUUAAACAAUGCAUUAAAAUCUACAUGACUGUAUUUGAUUGGAAAAAAAAAAAAACAGAACACUUAAAGCCCUUAUGUAUAAUGGAUUCUGAAGGUAUUCAUAAUUAAUGUUAUAAUGCAUUUUCAUAAAUAAUUGUAACCAAAAUUAGAAUGCAUUAUAAUACUUGCAGAUUCUGAAAUUGGUUGUUUGCUGUUUCAAUGUAUUAUACUUUCUAGGUGUAAUGUGUGUUUAAUAAAUAGAUAAGUAUUAUAAUAUAUAAAAACUGUAGUUACAAUUGUUAAUGAAAUUAUACUAUGCAUUACAAUGCAUAAUUACUUUAUUAAAAAAUACUUUUAUAAUGCAUUAUACAUUUAAGACUAGAGAAAAUGGAAAAAUUGGAAGAGAGGGCUACUCUGAGAAAACAAAGAAAAUUAACAUUUGAACUCUUUCUAUAUUACCAUCCCCAUUCCAGACACGAUCACACUUGAGUUGAUCAUCUCCCAAUUUACUUCUCCCACCCAUACCUGAAUUCACCCCAAGAUAUAUAUGGUUUAAUAUAAACAAUUAUCAUACAGUAUUAUACAUUUUUGGUAUCAUUUGAAAAUGUCUCAGGGUGACUGGUACAAAGGUCUUCUUCCCGAAGAAGUAAACCAAAAAGGUGAUGUGUGGAGAGUCUAAAGAUGUGGUUUUGACCCCAUGUAAACCAACUUCUGUCCCCAGUGAGCCUGGGACGGUGAUUAAUAUGAAUUCCCGCUGUGAACUCAUGUUUACAUUUGAAAAGAGGUUUCUGUCUUGGUCUGAGUAUUUAGGGAGAUGCUGAAGAGGGUUCAGGGCGUGAUUUGUGAUGAGAUCGGCCCAAAAUGAUGAGAGUCUUCCAGACACUUAGCGUUAUGUCUCUGUUUCUUGAGUCAGGGGAUUUCUACAGUCAUCUUUUACUCUUUAUCUCUGAGCAUUUGAUGUUAUUGUAUUGAUUAUGUUUGAACUGAUUAUGAUAUUGGCAUGAUACAUUUACCUGAGGUAAAUUGUGACAUUUGAAUUUGUUCUGAAUUACUCAGAAAUUAUUUACUUUAGUAGAUAACGUUGUAUUCAUUGUUAAAAACACAUAGCACCUUUAAGCGUACUUGCAA